Molecule: messenger RNA, 1298 nt
Organism: Andrographis paniculata
Lineage: Eukaryota; Viridiplantae; Streptophyta; Magnoliopsida; Lamiales; Acanthaceae
Product: putative axial regulator YABBY 2
Exons: 6
Coding region: 468-1091 (207 amino acids)
Biological process (GO): cell fate commitment; multicellular organism development
Cellular component (GO): nucleus
Source: RefSeq, a predicted model, not a curated record
UCUCCCUCCCCCUCAUCUCAUUUCCACUCACUCUCCAACACUCAUUCCCUCUCUCUCUCUCCUCUCUCUCUCUCUGCCCUACUUGCUAUGCAACAAUACAUACAUAAAUACAUACACAUUUAUGUAUCUAUCUACAUCUACACCUACACUUACACCUACAUGAUCUGUAUAUGUAUUUGUGACUGUGUGUGUAUAUGCAUAGCUCUCUCUCUCUCUCUCUCUGCACCUCCUUUCUCACUCCUCAAUUUCUUCUGAUCUCUCUCAUCACUCUGCAAGCCCUAGCCCCCUCAAUUCUGCUAUAAUUUAAUUCCACCCCUUUGAUUUGUUGAUUACCUUUCGUCUUUAAUUCCUUCAACCUCCCUCCAUUCCUUUUUAAUUAUAAAAGUUUCUUGUUUUCUUCUUACAAGAAGAUAUAUAUACACAUAUAUAUAUAUAUAUUCAUAGUACUUACAGGCUGGUCGCCCUGAAUGUCCAUGGAAUUGAACUCCGAACGCGUUUGUUAUGUCCACUGCAACUUCUGCAACACAAUUCUCGCGGUAAGUGUUCCAUGGGGGAGCAUGUUCACCAUUGUUACUGUAAGAUGCGGACACUGUGCAAACCUGCUUUCUGUCAACAUGGGAGCUUUGCUUCAGUCUGCUCAUCUCCAAGAAUUCCAGGUGCAGCUAAAGCAGCAGCAGCAGCAUUCUUCUUUCAUGGGAGACAGCAUAUGUCUCAAAGAAAAUGGAUCAUCAUCUUCAUCGAUAUCAUCUUCAUCGAAGUGCAACAACAUUAAUAGCAACAAAAUUGGUCCACUACAGCAUCAGGUUGUCCAUGAACAACCUAAGAUGUCUCCAAUUCGACCCCCGGAGAAGAGACAACGCGUUCCUUCAGCGUAUAAUCGUUUCAUUAAGGAGGAAAUUCAAAGGAUCAAAGCAAGCAAUCCUGAAAUUAGUCACAGGGAAGCUUUCAGCACUGCUGCAAAGAAUUGGGCACAUUUUCCACACAUUCAUUUUGGAUUAAAAGUGGAGAGCAACAAACAAGCAAAUCUGGACCGUCCACAUGCGGCUGCAUCAGCUCAAGCCACACAGAAAAAAUCUCUUGCUAUUCCCUAAGAUAAAUAUAUAUAAAUUAAAUAAAUAAAAUCAAUAAAAAGAAAAUGAAAUUGCAAUUGUCCAAACCCUCCAAGAACAAACUAAAAAAGAAUAUAUAUAUAUAUAUAUAUAUAUAUAUAUAGAAUGAGGGAUUAGAUACUAAAUAUUAUGUAUAUGUAUGUAUGUUCAAUUCUAGGGUUUGAAAAUAUGCAAUUCAUUUUUUUGGUA